Messenger RNA from Arabidopsis arenosa, 819 nucleotides. The record is from the annotation of a GenBank genome assembly. Lineage: Eukaryota; Viridiplantae; Streptophyta; Magnoliopsida; Brassicales; Brassicaceae.
GUUGUCGGCUCACCGAACUUAUUACUCGUUGAGAAUCAUUAUAUCAAAAAAUAUGAUUAAUUUUGAGGCGACGGAGCUGAGGUUAGGGCUGCCGGGUGGUAAUCAUGGAGGGGAAAUGGUCGGAAAAAAUAAUGGCAAAAGAGGAUUUUCGGAGACGGUUGAUCUCAAACUGAAUCUUUCAUCGACGGUUAUGGAUUCAGUUUCCAAAGUCGAUUUAGAGAAUAUGAAGGAGAAGGUCGUAAAACCACCAGCCAAGGCACAAGUUGUGGGAUGGCCACCGGUACGAUCUUUCCGCAAGAACGUCAUGUCCGGCCAAAAACCGACCACCGGAGAUGCCACCGAAGGAAACGAUAAGACUUCUGGUAGCAGUGGAGCCACCUCAUCCGCAUCCGGGUGUGCGGCCGUGGCUUACGUGAAGGUUAGCAUGGACGGCGCACCGUACCUACGGAAAAUUGACUUGAAACUCUACAAAACUUACCAAGAUCUCUCCGACGCCUUAAGCAAAAUGUUUAGCUCUUUUACCAUAGGCAACUAUGGACCACAAGGAAUGAAAGAUUUCAUGAAUGAGAGUAAAUUGAUCGAUCUUCUAAACGGAUCAGAUUAUGUUCCAACAUAUGAAGAUAAAGAUGGCGACUGGAUGCUUGUAGGAGACGUACCGUGGGAGAUGUUUGUCGAUUCAUGCAAACGUAUACGAAUAAUGAAGGGAUCAGAAGCAAUCGGACUUGCUCCCAGGGCAUUAGAAAAGUGCAAGAACAGAAGUUGAGUUCUCGACGACAUUUCUUGUUCUUACCUAAAAAGGAAGAAAGACUGUUUCGAUCG